AUGCGAGGUCGCAAGUUUAACUCUCAAUUGAGGUCGCGUCAACGAGUGAAAGCGACGGCAGUGGCGUUUGGGGUGGUUAUAGUAAUCACGUUCGGACUUCUUUGUGUGUUGAGUCGUUUCUCCGAGCUAAAAGGAGAAGACGAAGCUUAUCACAUGACGCGAUAUCAACAAGCACUAGACCAAAGUGAAGAAAAAAAGAGAGAAUUUCAGAGCACAAUGCCAGUUGCAAUGCCACCAGCGAAUACUCCGUCAACCACUCCAGUGCACCAAGUCACACGACAACUUCUGCUGGGCCGGAUAAUAGGAGCCCUGUUUUCAGCAACACCACCGAUGCAGAAGCGGAAUCCGAUGAUGCAGAGGCAGAGAUUGCGCACAAGGCCACGAGCAAAUACGUUUAUGGCCCCAGCGUCCCUCGAAGCUGAGGAUGCAGCAGGUAGUGCUGCAAUGUCAGACGACGCAGAAGUCGGCGACAUAGACGCCCGAAUGCAUAAUGGUGAGUGGGUCUUUGCUCCCCAAGAGACCGAAGCCAGUGGUAGCGAAGAUAGCGACAGCAGUGACAGUAACGACUGCAGCAGCGAAGACAGCGUGGACAGUAGCAGCAAGGACAGCGACGACAGUGGAAGUGACAGCAGUGACAGCAGUGACAGCAGCGACAGUGUGAGCAUAAGCUGCAAUGAAACCACGAGCAUCAUGAGCAAAUGGUAA
This is a messenger RNA of Peronospora farinosa, 705 nucleotides long. The record is from the annotation of a GenBank genome assembly. NCBI's taxonomy places the organism in Eukaryota, Oomycota, Peronosporomycetes, Peronosporales, Peronosporaceae.